This is a messenger RNA of Paramecium pentaurelia, 3561 nucleotides long. The record is from the annotation of a GenBank genome assembly. NCBI's taxonomy places the organism in Eukaryota, Ciliophora, Oligohymenophorea, Peniculida, Parameciidae.
AUGAUUAACUUAAGUUAAAUAUUAGAAGGAGAUAAUGGGGAGAUGACAUUUUAUUAAGAUACUAGUCAAGUUGAUUUGGAGGAUAUCUUAUAAGAAGAUGACGAGAUUAGAGAGUAACUCAAUCAUUUGAAUAGUGAUUCUUAAACUAUGGAAUUUAAUUAUCAGAAUAAUGAAUCAUUCAUUUGUGAUUAAGAAGAAUUCAUUUCUCCAAUUUAAAUAAUGUCUUUGGGACAUCACUCUAAAACGUUUGGCAUUUCAACAAAUUAUUUGAUCAAUUAUUGGGAAAGAUAACUAGCAUUAUUCUCGAAUAAUAAGAAUAGCAAAACAAUAUAAAUUUAAGAUGCAUCAUAUAUAUCAAUCAAAGGAUAAAUUAUAGCUGUUGGAUUUGAGAGUGGUUAAAUUCACAUUUAUGAAGGAAGUUAAUUAAAAUUAGCUCAUAAAAUAUAGGAACAUCAAACAACAAUAAUAGGUUUGAAUAUAGUAGAUGUUUAAGCAAAUGAAAUAGUAAUGGCAUCUUCUGAUCUGGAUGGUAAUGUGAAAUUGAUUAGAGUUGGUUAAAAUUUAUUUAGAAGUAAAAUUGUAACAAAUACUAUAUUGAAUAAGUUUGAAUAUCCUGUUACUUAAUUGAUAUCAUAAUAAUUUAAAUAUUCUGAUAGUGAUAAGACUAGUUUAUUAUUAACUUUAGGAAAUAGUAAUAUGGUUAUAACAUUAUCAAUCAAUCCAGAAGUUAAGGUAGUACAUGUUUUUGAUAAACAGAAAUCAAAUAAUGAUCUUCAUUGGGGUAAAUGCAAUCAUGAAGGUAAUCAAAUAUAAUUAUUAUCUAUUCAAUGGAAUUCAUUUAUUUAAUUGAUAACCUUUUUGGAAAAUUCACCUUGGUAUUUUUCAUUCUAUUCUGCUGAUACUCCUUUAAUAGGAUCUAAAUUCAUUUCUGAAAAUUUGAUUAUUGCUGCUACUGAAGGAUAAUUUCAAGUUCUUUACAUUCCUUAUUUCUCAAAGGGCAAAUAUUGUUUUAAAUCUGAUAGCAAAGCUAAAAUUUCUAACACCAAUUUCCAUUAAAACAUAUAUUGUUUAAGAGCAAUAAGUAAUGUAAUCUAUUUCAUAUCUGAAAAUAAGUUGUAUUCAUUACAUGCAUUAAGUUGGUUAUAGUAUCUUAAAUCCUUAAUACAAAAUGAUUCACCUUAAUGGUCAAUAGCAUUAAGAUUUCUUGUAUAAGUUUAUAGAGGUAAAGUUAAAGGAAUGCCAAAUUUAGAAUUGGAUGAAGAUAGAAAUGCAAUUUAAACAUUAGCUCCUACUUUAAUUACUAGUAUUACUAAUACUAAAAUGAAUAGAGAAUUGAUAUCAGCAGUUGUUUAAUUUAUUCUUCUUUGUUAAAUACCAUAGCAUUUAAUGAUAGUACGAUAAGGUUGUGAGAAAUAAUAGAUUUUAGAAGAUUAUUAUAAAGUUUUAGAACAUCAUUUAAAGAAAAUUACUUAAUUACCAAAAGAGAUAUUUUUUGAUUUGGCAAAUAAAUUCUCUCCUGAGUCUUUCUAGAAAUUAGUAAUUAAUUUGGAUUUAAAUUCAAUUGAUAUUGGAUAUACAUAUGAUGUAUGUUUAAGUAAAGAAAUAUACACUCCAUUACUGUAUAUAUGUCCAAGAAAAGAGGAAGAUUUUUUAACUCCUUUAAAUAAAAUGUUUGAGAAACAUAAAUAGGAACUAUAUGAAAAAUGUUUAUGGUUUAUAGAAAUUACAUAAAAAUAAAUUCUAUUUCCAAAUGAUCAGAUUCCAUUAGAAAUAUGGAAGAAAGCUGUAAGAUAAUAGAUGUUAUGGUUAAUGGAAGUAUUGGAUGUGUUGUAAAGUGAGAAAUUGUUUCAAAUCUUGACAACUUAUCUUAAAUAACCUUGCUUAGGUGCAUUACAUCAUGAAUCUGUGUAUUCAUAUUUUAAUAUAACUUAAGAAAAUUUAUUGGCAACAAAGAUAUUUGAAUAAGUAAGUAGUAUUAAAUAAUAAUAUUUACUAUAAUAUCUAUUAUUUAUUAGUAAAAUAAUUGAUUAGAUUAAAGUUAAAGAAUCAGAAAAAUUACUAUUAUAGAUAUUUGAAAUCAAUAAAUCUUAUAUUGAUAAUUAUGUAGCAAUGCCUGAAGAUUUAGAUUAAAUCUUAUAAAUUAUUUAUUAUUUAAUGCCUCAUACUGCAUUAAUUGAAUAAGCAUAUGAAAGUUAAUGUGUUGAUUACAUUGCUUAUUACUUUUUAUAUUAAAAUUAAUACAACGAAGCAAUUAAAAUAUUCUUUAAUUAUGAAGAAUUCAAACUUAGAGUUUACAAAUGGUUAGAAUAUUAACCUUAUGAUCCACUUAUGUUAGAUCAUCUUGAUAAGCUACUUGAAUUGGACCCUGAGAAAUGUGCUAAAGUAUUUCAAAGUUGGCCUAUCGAAACUUUAUAAAAACUUAUUAUUUAUCAACCAAAAAGAGAAUUAUUACAUGUAUUCAAAUAUUUAUCUAUUGAUCUUUCUUAAUUUCUUUAAUUGAAACUAAUUGAAUUGAUUAGUAUUCAUGAACCAGAAAAUACUAUUUCAUGGUUAAAGAAUAGACAAUAUUAAUUAGAAGAUGUUGAAUAAAUAUUUUAAUAAACCAAUAAUAUUGAAGGAUUAGGAUAUAUUUUAGAACAAAAAGGACUAUAUCAAUAAGCAAUAGAUAAUUAUCUUUAAGUAUAUAUAGAGGAAUCUAGAAAUUACAUUUUAUCAUUUAGAAAUCAAGAUAGAGUAACAUAAUUGUUUUAGAACCUAAUGAGAGUUACUAAAAUAGCUGUUUAAUCAGCUGAUACUAAUUAAGAAUUAUAUUUAUAUAUAGCACACAAUAUCUUUAAUCCGUUGAUGCAUUAAACUCAUUGGUGUAAACUUAAGAGAUCUUAUGUGUUCAAUUAGUAAUUUAGUUAGCUAUUUAUGCAUUUAUUUCGCUAUUCUCCAACAGAAUUAAUCAAAAUAAUAGAAAUAAAUCAUGAAACAUUUAAUUAAGUUCACUUAAAAAGUAGUUUUAUUACAGUUUUUAAGGAAUUUGGAUAUGAAAAAUAAUUAGUAGAAAAGAUAUCUAAGAUUAUUAGAAAUGAUAAUAUUAAAUUGCUUAAGUUACUAUAUUCUUUAAUGAACAAAUCAAAUUUAUAUGAAAUUAAUUGCAUAGAGUGUUAACAAUCAUACACUUAAGAUUAAGCAAUUCUUUUAAAAUGCGGCCAUACAAUGCAUCCAUUUUGUUUGGAAAACAAGUAUUGUCCAAUAUGUUAAAAUAUCUCAGCUUAAUCAAGUAUAUCUAAGAAUAUAAUUAAUAGUGCUUGAAAGUAUAGGAAUAGAAGAAUUAAAGAAAUCUAUCUUAAAAUCUAAAGUGGAUAAUUAAUAAUUGUAAUUAUUGAAAAAUGUUGAUGAUAUAGAUUUGGAAGAUAAUUUUAUAUAAUCAACUACUUAAGAUGAUAAAGAAAUAAUAGAAUUAAGAUUAUUAAAUAAAAUGGAUAUAUAUGAUUAAUUAACUGAUUCUGCAUUGCAAUAGGUAUUCAAUUGUAAUAAUUGUAGUACAAUUCUUUUUUAGAUUAAUAUUUUUGA